AUGUUCGGCCCCGGCAAUUAUACGUUACCGCUGACCGAAGUGAAGGAUAACGAUGUGCAGUUACAAACAGACGUCGAAAUGAAAGUCAUAAGCGAAUAUACGGAAGUGAUCAGUGAAGAAGAAGAAGAAGAAGAAGAAGAAGAUAAAAUUAUUGAAUAUGAAAUUGUAACUGUUAAAGAGUUAGAAGACCAACCAUUUAAAAAUUUAGAAAAUUGUGUAUCAAAUGAUGCAUAUAAUGAUAGUCAAGAUUCCAAUUCAAGAUGCAAAAUGUCUAUAGUAGAGUUAUCACCAACAAGUUACAAUGAUCAAAUAUUAUCUGAUACAUACAUAUCUGAUUCAUUUAACGAUGAUCAAGAUUCCAUUUCAAGAUGUAAAAUGUCUAUAGAAGAGUUAUCACCUUCAAGUGAUACAAAUCAUGUGUUCGAAGUAGAAAGCGAAUAUACUUGUUUAGCUCAUUUAGUUGAAUGUGUGAUUAAUGAUACAUAUGAAGAAAAUAAACAACCCAUAAAAGAAGCAGUGAGUUUGGACGAUGCUUUCCGACAAUGUUUAAGGACAAUUAAUAGUGACUUAAAUGACCCUAAUGACGAUUAUAAUUUAGAUAAUACUUUAAAACAAUUUAAUAAAAAUGAUUCACCAACAGAAACAAAUCACAAAAGAAAAAUAUUACAUUCAGAUGAAUUAAUUGCUACUGAUAAUGAUGAUAUUAAUUGUAGCUGUGGAACUCCCAAAGAACAAUCCUAUUUUGAAAAUACUAAAAAAAAGAGAAUAGUUGGUGACAUGAUUCGCAUUGCAUCGCAAACUCCAAAAUCUUGUCAAAAAAUUUAUCAUAAUAUUUAUUUUACUGAAUCUGAAAUAGAAUACUUUAGAAAGAGUUAUCAGAAAUUUUUACAAAAAAGUAUUUGUCUUACUUUACCACCACAGAUUGGUAAAUGUAUUGAAUGUCGUGUUUACAAUACGAAAGAUAAUUUGACCAAACGUGAUUAUGAUAGUAUUACGUGUAGGUUUUAUGAAUUCCGCCAAUUAAGAUAUCAAAAGUGUGGAACAUUGGCCGUUGCUGGAUAUCCAGAUCCUUAUAAAAAUAUUGACAAUGUUGAUUUGAGUUUGUGGUUACCUAAUACCCUCUUAUCUGAACGUAGUGAUUUUAAUAUUCAAGCAUCAACAAAAAUUUUGGGAGAUGCAGGAGGUCAAUUUUGCAUGUUUGUUAAGGAUGAAAUAGACGCAUUAAAAUUUAAUUUGCCACGUAACGGGAAACCACGGAAAAUACUAUGGAAAAAAAGUGUUAAUGGAAUUAGAGAAAUGUGUGAUGUUUGUAGAACGACAAUAUUUAACCACCACUGGUGUUGCCGUAAAUGUGGGUUUGUAGUUUGUAUCGAUUGCUUUAAGGCCAAACUCAAUGGUACUCAACUGACUGAAAAACAAACCAUUGUACAAAGAAAUUUUAACAAAAAAAUUUGGUUACUUUGUUCAAACGAGAAAGAACAUCAGAUUGAAAAACUUUUCAUAACCCAAAUAUUGGCUGGGAAUACUUUAAAAUUUAUUUCAGACCUCUUGCAUGAUAUAUGUUUCAAUCAUAAUAUAUCUUUAGAUUGUAGUUGCAAUGAAACAUUGGAAAAGAUUUUUCCUCCUAAUUCUACUGAUCCUAUUUUUGACAAUAUUCUUAAAAUCUAUGAACAAUUACCUGGUACAAAGGAUAAAGAAGAACCCAGUUUAGAAGGAAUAAAAGGUAUAAUGAAGAGACAAUAUCUAAGGUAUUUGGAUAAGUGUUGUAAUGAUGAUGGUUCAACUAAAGAAACUGAAGAAGUUGAAUUUGAAAGUAAUGGUAGUACUAGUAUUUCAAGAAAAAAAGUUCAAGAUAAAAUGUAUACAAUUGGACGUAUCACCAAAAGAAAAGAAUUGUUUCCACCCAAAUUAUCUUUAUUGUCAGAUGAUAAAACCCAUGCACCUCAUAUGUGGCUGUGUGAAGGACAUCUAUUACGUUUAUUAGAUCCAAAAUGUGACAUUAACUAUACAAUUUUUCAGGAACAAUGGAGGCGUGGACAACCCGUAUUAGUGAGUGAUGUUGGCAAUAAAUUAAACUCUUCGCUAUGGCAUCCAGAAUCAUUUACUCGUGAUUUUGGCAAUCAAAUUAAUGACUUGAUUGACUGUACCACUAGUGAUAUAAUUUCAGACCAACCAAUGAGUAAGUUUUGGAAUGGUUUUGAAAAUGCCGAGGAGAGGUUGUGUGACAAACAGGGCAAUGUAAUGCUACUGAAACUAAAAGACUGGCCGGCUUCUGCAGAUUUUGCAGAAACAUUACCUGAUAGAUUUCAAGAUUUGAUGAAUUGCUUACCACUGAAAGAGUACACUCACCGUAAUGGUAGAUACAACUUGGCUUCUCAUCUUCCAGAUUGCUACAUUCGACCAGAUUUGGGCCCAAAAAUGUAUACAGCUUAUGGUAAUGCAGGUACGACUCACAAAAAAGUAGGCACCACAAAUCUACAUUUGGACAUAUCAGAUGCUGUUAAUGUUAUGGUUUACGUUGCAAUCACAAAGAACAGCAAAGACUAUGAUUACGAUUGGCACGUGAGGGAAGCAUUACAAGUCAUUGAAGAAGCCGGCUGUGAUGAUUUGACAUUGAGACGGAUUUACGUGCAUGGAGAAACUCCGGGCGCUCUGUGGCAUAUUUACCAUGCAUCAGAUGCUGACUCGAUUAGGGAUUUGUUAAUCAAAGUCUCAGUUGAACACGGAACACCUAUAGAACAAUUCAGCGAUCCAAUACACGAUCAGUCCCACUAUCUAGAUGAAUAUCUUAGGGAGCGUUUGUAUAGAGAAUACGGGAUCAAAGGAUAUGCAAUCGUUCAGUAUUAUGGCGAUGCAGUAUUUAUACCAGCAGGUGCACCUCACCAGGUCAGAAAUUUACACAAUUGUAUAAAAGUAGCUGAAGAUUUUGUAUCUCCAGAAAACGUUCAUCAUUCAUUUCGUAUGACACAAGAAUUUCGGAACCUAACGGAUAGUCAUACUAAUCACGAGGACAAGUUACAGAUCAAAAAUAUUGUGUUUCAUGCAGUCAAAGACUCAAUUUCAGUAUUGAUGCGUAAAUAA
This is a messenger RNA of Macrosiphum euphorbiae (potato aphid), 3081 nucleotides long. Lineage: Eukaryota; Metazoa; Arthropoda; Insecta; Hemiptera; Aphididae. The record is from the annotation of a GenBank genome assembly.